AUGAAGCGGCAGAACGUGCGUACCGUGUCCCUGAUCCUCUGUACCUUCACCUACCUGCUGGUGGGUGCCGCGGUGUUCGACGCCCUCGAGUCCGACCACGAGAUGCGCGAGGAGGAGAAACUUAAGGCCGAAGAAGUCCGCAUCAGAGGCAAGUACAACAUCAGCUCUGAUGACUACCAUCAGCUGGAGCUGGUGAUCCUGCAGUCUGAGCCCCACCGCUCUGGUGUCCAGUGGAAAUUCGCGGGUUCCUUCUACUUUGCCAUCACCGUCAUCACAACUAUAGGAUAUGGACACGCUGCACCUGGUACUGAUGCUGGCAAGGCCUUCUGUAUGUUCUACGCUGUGUUGGGCAUCCCUCUGACGCUGGUCAUGUUCCAGAGCCUGGGUGAGCGCAUGAACACCGUCGUGCGCAGGAUGCUGAGGCGUUUCAAGAAAUGCUGUGGCAUGCGCAACACUGAUGUUUCUAUGGAAAACAUGGUAACCGUCGGCUUCUUCUCCUGCAUGGGCACUCUGUGCCUUGGGGCGGCUGCUUUCUCCCAGUGCGAGGACUGGAGCUUCUUCCACGCCUACUACUACUGCUUCAUUACACUGACUACUAUAGGAUUCGGCGACUUUGUGGCCCUGCAGUCCAAAGGUGCUCUGCAGAAGAAGCCAUUCUACGUGGCCUUCAGCUUCAUGUAUAUCCUGGUGGGGCUGACUGUCAUCGGUGCCUUUCUCAAUCUUGUGGUCCUGCGAUUCCUGACCAUGAAUACCGAUGAGGAGAUGCUGGAGGGAGAAGUUGCACAGAUACUUUCUGGAACCCCAAGCAAUGCGAUACAUGUGCCACGAGGCCACUUUAGCUUCCAUCCUGUGGCCUUCCUGAGGAAACAUGGCAGGACUCUGUGCUUUCUCUGCUACCCGCGUGGUGCCACCGCCCAAGAUGAUGCUGAUGCUGAUGUUCCUGAGGUUGUUACUGUGGCUCCUUCUGGUGCUGCUGUGGUUCACAGGAAUGUCCGGGCUACUGUCCACUCCGUUUCCUGCAGGGUUCACCAGCUCUCCCCAAACACACUGAGGAACACCUUCUUCCGGACCCCGUUCGGCACCAUCAUCCCUCCUGGGUUCCACACCUGCAGGCAUCAGAACCACAGGAUCAUCCUCCGUCGCAAGUCCAUCUAA
Messenger RNA from Peromyscus eremicus (cactus mouse), 1155 nucleotides. RefSeq names its product potassium two pore domain channel subfamily K member 9 (gene Kcnk9). NCBI's taxonomy places the organism in Eukaryota, Metazoa, Chordata, Mammalia, Rodentia, Cricetidae. Bases 1 to 1155 code for a protein of 384 amino acids. Gene Ontology annotation, molecular function: potassium ion leak channel activity. The transcript has 2 exons. Gene Ontology annotation, biological process: potassium ion transmembrane transport; stabilization of membrane potential. The record is from RefSeq and is a predicted model, not a curated record. Gene Ontology annotation, cellular component: membrane.